GAAUCGCAGAGAGACCGCUGUGUCCCGCGGCCCUUAACACACACACACAGGAACUCACAUAAGCACAAAACACAGAAUGCAUCGGCCACGGAGCCGUCGUACCUCGCAUCACAGAAAGCGCCUUGGCUUCUGAAAAUUUUUUCCGCUUUUUUUGUUGCUUUUUUAAAAAGAAACUGUGAAUGCGAGAAUAAUCGUAAACCUCUGGAUCCGCGAAAUGUUGCAAUGGAAGGCGCUGACUCUGACUCGCCGUGCCAAACAGGAGUAUGAAGCGCUUUGUGGCUCUGCGAGCACCGACAGAGAAACGCCGUUUGCUUCGGAUAUUCAGCGACGCUUGCGGGCCGAUCGACUAGUGCCGAGAGCGAGGACUGGACAACAUGGCCUCGGCUGGUAACGUCUCCUUCGAUCAGGAAAACGGGGAGCCCGAUCGGCCGAGGGUAACGCGGAGGACUAGACGGAACGGUCGCGCAGCCCCGCCGGACUUGGAGUACUUACAGCGGCCGAGCUACUGCGAUGCAGCGUUCGCGCUUGACCAGAUUUCGGAGGGUAAGGCGACUGGAAGAAAAGCACCGCUGUGGCUGAGAGCAAAGUUUCAAAAACUUUUGUUCAAACUUGGCUGUUAUAUUCAAAAGAACUGUGGAAAGUUUUUAGUCGUGGGCCUUUUAAUAUUUGGAGCUUUCGCUGUUGGUUUGAGGGCAGCUAAUCUGGAGACCGACGUGGAGAACCUCUGGGUGGAAGUGGGUGGCAGGGUAAAUCAAGAGCUUAAAUACACGCGGCAGAAGAUCGGUGAGGAGGCCAUGUUUAACCCUCAGCUAAUGAUCCAGACUCCACGGCAGCAUGGUGCUAACAUCCUGACAGUGGAGGCGCUCAAGCAGCACCUGGACUCUGCCAUUAAAGCAAGCAGAGUGCAUGUUUACAUGUACAACAGGAAAUGGAAAUUAGAACAUUUAUGCUACAAAUCAGGAGAAGUCCUCACAGAAAAUAAUUUUGUCUACCAGAUAAUUGAGAAUCUGCAUCCUUGUCUGAUCAUCACUCCUCUCGACUGCUUCUGGGAAGGUGCUAAACUACACUCAGGCAUUGCCUAUCUUCCUGGUAGACCCCCUCUGCAGUGGAUGAACUUUGACCCAAUGGCGCUGAUUGCUGAUAUGCAGACUGUGACCAAACUUGUAGGCAGUUGGGAAGAAAUACUGGCCAAGGCUGAGGUGGGUCGUGGCUACAUGGACCGUCCCUGCAUCAACCCUGCUGACCCAGAUUGCCCAUUAUCAGCUCCUAAUAAGAACUCUACACGGCCAUUGGAUAUUGCUCAAGUGUUGACCGGUGGCUGUCAUGGAGUCUCUAAAAAGUACAUGCACUGGCAGGAGGAGCUCAUCAUCGGAGGGACCACAAAAAACGAUAGUGGCAGGCUUCUCAGUGCCCAGGCUCUGCAGACCAUGUUCCAGCUUAUGACCCCUAAACAGAUGUAUGAGCACUUUAAGGGAUACGAUGAGGUCUCGCACCUGAACUGGAAUGAGGAGAAAGCGGCUGCCAUCCUGGAAGCUUGGCAAAGGAGGUACUCUGAGGUGGUCCAGCAGAGUGUGUCCAUCAACUCCUCUCAGAAAGUACUGACAUUUACCACCACUACUCUAGAGGACAUCCUUAAAUCCUUCUCUAGUGUCAGCGGAAUCCGAAUCGCCAGUGGUUACUUGCUCAUGCUUGCCUAUGCAUGUCUGACCAUGUUGCGCUGGGACUGUGCCAAAUCCCAGGGAGCGGUGGGGCUGGCUGGAGUGCUGCUGGUCACUCUGUCUGUCGCUGCUGGACUUGGCCUCUGCUCUCUCAUUGGCAUUUCCUUCAAUGCUGCUACCACUCAGGUGCUGCCAUUCCUUGCUCUUGGCGUAGGAGUGGAUGAUGUCUUUCUUCUUGCUCAUGCUUUCAGUGAAACUGGCCAGAACAGGAGAAUCCCGUUUGAGGACCGUACAGGCGAGUGUUUGAAGAGAACAGGGGCCAGCGUGGCUUUGACCUCCAUCAGUAACAUCACUGCUUUCUUCAUGGCUGCCCUCAUCCCUAUCCCAGCAUUACGGGCAUUCUCUCUACAGGCUGCUGUCGUGGUGGUGUUUAACUUUGCCAUGGUGCUGCUCAUCUUUCCUGCUAUACUCAGCAUGGAUCUCUAUCGUAGAGAAGAUCGCCGCUUUGACAUCUUCUGCUGCUUCAUCAGUCCGUGCUCUAACCGUGUAAUCCAGCUGGAGCCUCAGGCACUGGGUGAUGUAGGCCACUGCACGCCUCCUCCCUCCUACAGCAGCCACGGCUUCUCUCAGCACACACACAUCACCAUGCAGUCAACGGUGCAGCUGCGCACUGAGUAUGACCCACGCACCCAAGCCUACUACACCACAGCUGAACCACAUUCCCGCAUCUCUGUGCAGCCCCUCCACCACAACAACAACAACAACAGCAAUAAUACCAGCUCCACACGAGAUCUCCUGAAUCAGUCCAGUGAGGUGGCAUCAGGAAGCACAGAGCCAUCCUGUUCACGGUGGACAUUUGCGUCAUUCGCAGAGAAGCACUACGCACCCUUCCUUCUGCAGCCCACCACGAAGGUGGUGGUGAUUGUGCUCUUCCUGGCGCUGCUGGGUAUCAGUCUGUAUGGCACCACACGAGUGCGGGAUGGCCUGGAGUUGACAGACAUUGUGCCACGUGAGACGGCUGAGUACGACUUCCUGGGUGCACAGUUCCACUACUUCUCCUUCUACAGCAUGUAUGUGGUGACACAGUGUGCAGACUAUGCCCACGCCCAACCUCUGCUCUAUGAGCUUCAUCAACGCUUUGGCAUGGUCGAAUAUGUGCUCCGUGACGAACAAGACAACCUGCCACUUAUGUGGCUCCACUACUUCCGUGACUGGUUGCAAGGUCUGCAGGAUGCCUUUGAUAAGGACUACGAGGCAGGCAAGAUUACUCAGAAGGACUACGAGAACGGCUCAGAUGACAGUAUACUGGCUUACAAGCUCCUGGUGCAGACAGGAGGCAGAGAAAAGCCAAUCAACCUCAACCUGCUGACCAGUCACCGGCUGGUGGAUGCAGAUGGGAUCAUCAACCCAGAAGCUUUCUACAUCUACCUGACUGCCUGGGUCAGCAAUGACCCAGUGGCCUAUGCAGCGUCUCAGGCUAACAUCCGCCCUCAUCCUCCAGAGUGGAUCUAUGACCGCACUGACUCAGUCUCCAUCAGUAAACUCACCAUUCCUGCCGCAGAGCCCAUUGAAUACGCACAGUUUCCCUUCUACCUCAACGGGCUGCGUGAAACACCCCAGUUUGUGGAGGCCAUUGAGAGUGUGCGCACCAUCUGCAACAACUACAGUCGCCUGGGUGUGCCUAGCUACCCAAACGGCUACCCAUUCCUUUUCUGGGAGCAGUAUGUCGGCCUGCGUCAUUGGCUGCUGCUCUUCAUUAGUGUGGUGCUUGCUUGCACCUUUCUUGUGUGUGCUGUCUUCUUGCUUAAUCCAUGGACUGCUGGCAUUAUUGUGCUUGUGUUGUCGCUGAUGACUGUGGAGCUAUUCGGCAUGAUGGGGCUGAUUGGCAUCAAGCUUAGCGCCGUACCCGUGGUCAUCCUCAUUGCUUCAGUGGGCAUUGGUGUGGAAUUUACAGUCCAUGUAGCCCUGGCCUUCCUAACUGCAAUAGGGGACAGAAAUAAGCGGGCGGUGCUGGCCCUGGAGCACAUGUUUGCCCCUGUUCUGGACGGAGCCUUCUCUACUCUGCUUGGAGUACUCAUGCUGGCAGGAUCCGAGUUUGACUUCAUAGUCAAAUAUUUCUUUGCUGUAUUAGCCAUUCUAACUGUGUUGGGGGUCCUGAAUGGCCUGGUGCUGCUCCCAGUCUUAUUGUCCUACUUUGGCCCUUAUCCUGAGGUGUCUCCGGUGGAUGGACGUAGUCGAUUACCCACUCCAACUCCAGAGCGUUUUCCUCCAGUGGUGCACUUCACCAUGCAGCCCAAUCACACUACCACCUCAACCACUGGAACUGGCUCAGACUCGUCCGAUUCGGAGUACAGCUCCAACUCCACAGCCUCAGGCAUCAGCCACGAGCUCAAGCACUACGACCUCCAGGCCAGCAGGGGGCGAGCUGCUCGAUCUGAAUUUGAUGAUGUGCGAAUUAACACUGGGCCAAAACCAAGCGUUUAUCAUACAGAGCCACACAUUUUGCCUUCUUACUCAGCUGGGAGGACUAACUCCAAGCAUCAGCCACGUAACCACUCCACUCACUCUCCUUACACUCAGGAUGCAGGACCUUCACUUAUUCGUCGACACAUUGGUCGGGAGCCCAAGCGGGACGCAGGGCUCAGACAGGCUCCACCCCCUCAGAGGCGGCGCACGGAUGCAUUUGAAAGUGCGGGCCCCUAUGGGACCAGAGAACAUGCCCGCCAGCCUCAUUCCCAUAACACUUACUCUCACUCAAUGCACCCUGGCUCAGGCCCCACCUUCUGCCAGCCCAUCACUACUGUGACUGCAUCAGCCUCAGUUACAGUGGCUGUGCAUCCAGGCGUGCCUGGCCAGAGUGCCCCCUACCCCUGUUACCCUUCCAGUGACAGCUACCACACUUCAGAGGGAGAGUAUGCUCAUGAUGCGCACUUCCCUGACCCACACGUACCCUUCACAGAGCAGCGCUGUAGUGCAGACUCCACAAUGGAGGGCCUGGAGCUGCAGGAUUUAGAGUUCACUUCUCACACUGAGCGCCACACGAGUGCCUCCAGCUGAGUGCCUGAAUGUUGAAGCACAAAUGGCCAAAGAUGCGACGUCUGCUUCCUGAAGUGGAGGAGACAUGGUGCUGCAGAGCGAGGGCACUUGGUGGUGCUUCACUCUGUUACUGUAUAGCUCUAAUGUAUGUCUACCUUAGAUAUAAAUAUUAAAAAAACGUGUACACAAGUGUAAAUACAUGCGAGAGUAGCUAUAAUUGGACCUGGCUCAGUGUUGUCAGACUGGGCGGUGAGUGUGCGUGUGUGUGUGCACGCAAGUUGUGAUUAUUGUCACUCCCUUCAUGUGUGUAUUUGUGCCAUGAGGAAACUUCAUCUUAGACACACUUUUCAGCAUCCAGAUGUUGCUGCUUGAGAUACUAGAUGUUGUAAUGUACCUGUAUAAGUCUAUGCAAUGAUUUUCUUUGAUGUAAUGGUGUGUAAGAGUAACAGUGAGCCUGUAUGUGUGAGUGUGACUAUAUAUGGGUGUGUGUGCAGUGCCAGUUAAAGUUUGUACACCCCUACUCAUUCACAAGUUUUUCUGUAUUUUGACUAUUUUCUACAUUAUAGAACAAUACUGAAGACAUCAAAACUAUGGAACACAUAUGGAAUUAUGUGGUAAACAAAAAAAAGUGUUAAAAAACAAAAUGUUUCAUAUUAUACAGUGGUGCUUGAAAGUUUGUG
This is a messenger RNA of Neoarius graeffei (lesser salmon catfish), 5374 nucleotides long. It is a transcript of the gene ptch1, whose product is annotated as patched 1. Gene Ontology annotation, biological process: smoothened signaling pathway. Lineage: Eukaryota; Metazoa; Chordata; Actinopteri; Siluriformes; Ariidae. The coding region runs from base 375 to 4715 and encodes 1446 amino acids. The transcript is spliced from 24 exons. The record is from RefSeq and is a predicted model, not a curated record. Gene Ontology annotation, molecular function: hedgehog receptor activity; smoothened binding; hedgehog family protein binding. Gene Ontology annotation, cellular component: plasma membrane.